UGGGAAACGAGGGGGCGUGGCUCGCCCUUGGCCACUGGUGGCUGCGCGCUCCAUCCGGGAAGCAAGGGGCGGGGCUUCAGCCCUUUGCAAACCGGAGCUGGGCUGAGCACAGAGACGGCGACAGGAUGUCGGGGCCAAACGGAGAGCCGCACCUGAGCCUGGGGAGCGGCGAGGCGGAAGAUGAUAACGGCUUCGGCGAGGCAGAAUAUGCAGCUAUAAAUUCUAUGCUGGAUCAGAUCAAUUCUUGCUUGGAUCACCUGGAGGAAAAGAAUGACCACUUGCACGCCCGGUUGAAGGAGCUGUUGGAAUCCAACCGUCAGACACGCCUGGAGUUUCAACAGCAGCUGAGUGAAGGUGAAGGAGAGGCUGGCAUGCAGACCUGAACCAGACCCUUAAAUGUCCAUCUGCCUUCUACAGAACAGAAGGAGGCAUCAAUGCACAGCUGCUGCUUCCAGUGGGACCACUGCCAUUGGCUUAGUGUUAAAACUUUUAAUAGAAAAGGUGCUUUUGGUUUGUGUGUGUGUUAAACACUUCUUCCCUGCUUUCCUCUGGGUCUGUGAUCGUAAGUGCUACGUCGGUGAAGUUUUUAAGGCAUCCUGAGCUGCUUGUUUCCUCGCUUUUGCGGGUGGGAACUGGAUAGAUCUCUGUGAAUCAAAUGUUUACACUUUAACUUGUAGGGUCAGGAGUGGUGUUCUUUCUGGUUGAAUUGGAAGCUCUUAGGAAAAAUUUACAAUUUCCAAGGUUGCUAGUCCCUCUCGUUCUGUAUAGCCAGCCAGUUACAUGAUCAGAUGCGUGACAGUCUCUCCUUAGUGUUGACAGUAGUUGUUGGUUCUCAGAACUCUGCCUCUGACACACUUUUUUAAAAGUGAAAGACAGAAGAGGUAGCUGAUGAGCUUUCCCGGCUGGUAAUCUGAUCAUGUUGACAUGCCUACUGCCACAGUGCUUCCUGCCAUUAGUUUCAUCCACUUUGAUGAUGAUAAUCUUUGGAAGUGCACUGUGGAUUACGAUGUGGAGAUUUCUAAAUUCAGUACCCACCUAAACUGGCUAUCAUUUCAUUAUAGCCAGCAGAGAGUGGCUGGCACCUGUACAUUGUCAAGAUUGCGAAGAAUUCCUUUGUGAAAGCGAUUAACAGGUUUAAAACCAAUAAUUUAAAAUGGGAACAUGUCCUGUGACUCAUAUCCUACUUUCCAUGGUGGAAGGGACUUCUGAUUUAAAAAAUGCUGUUUCCUGUUCCUUCUUUUUUUUUUGGAAGCAAAACCUUUUAAAAAAAAAGUUCUUGAUGUGGAUACCAAGAUGUAAAGUGGAUCUGUUUCCUUGUCCCAUAGCAUCUCAUAAUCAACAACAAAAUCAAAUGUUGGAAAGUUACUAUUCCUGCAUUUGUUUUCAUUUUAUGGCAUGAUACCACUGCAGCUUUGUUUAUCCUCAUCCUGUGAGCCUUCUCGCACUUCCUCAAAACAGAAAAACACCCAGCCUGUUAUGCAACUGGAAACCGGGAGCCCACAAUAAAAGUUGGUUAGAUCUAGGUCUAAAUGCAGCCCACAAAGCAAGGUCAGUCUCUGCGGGAAGAAACUGAGCGUUGAAUGAAUAUAGUGGGAAGGGGCAUGAGAUCCAGGUGCAAAAGACCUGGGGGUUGUCUCCAAGCAAGUUCUACUGAGAGUAGACCCAUUGACGUUAAUGUACCUCUGUUAGUCAUCCCUAUCAGUUUCAGUGGGUCUCCUCUGAGAAGGGCUAACAUUGGAUGCAGGCCCUGGGUCUCAACCUCUGAGACACCCCCUAACAGCACUCGUUUCCUUAGCAACGGGACUCAGUAACAACACAUGUGCAGUGUUUCCAAAAUGCAAAACGUAGGAAGCCUUGAGUCACAUGUGUGGUCCAUCUAGCUUAGUCUUGUCAACGGUGACUCUGGGGACGUUCUCCAGGGUUUCAGGCAGAGAAUAUUCCUUAGUCCUAUCUGGAGAUGCCAGGGAUUGAACCUGGGACCUUCUGCAUGCAAAGCAGCUACUCUAACCACUGAGCUACAGCCCUUCCCUAAAAAGAUUUGAAACAGGCUAUGCAGGUCUUUACCAUCAGUAUGUAACAUGCAGCCAAUGUGCAGCGUAGCAUUCUUCCAAACAAACAAAAAAGCAAGUCCCACUGAAUUCAGUGGCGUAGGGUGGGGUAAUGAGCUGACUCUGGUUGACUUUUUCUUCUUACUAAGAACUUGCUCAAUCAAUUGCAUCUUUAACUUUUUCAAAGCUACUUGCUGUCUCUUGACAUCGCUAAUCUGCCAAAGCGGGCAUGCCGAUUUAAAUUGUGCCACUUUCACUGAUAAAGGGGGAAAGGUCAGUUUAAAUCAUUGGUUUUUAAAUUGUUUCCUAUUUAUUCUUAUUUCCCUAAACCAGGGGUUCCCAGUUUUUUUCCCCCAUGGACCACUUGAAAAUUGCUGAUGGUCCUGGCAGACCACUUUAAUGGUUUUUCUGCCUGUUGUAGCCAUUGCAACGCACUGUGCUAGAUACUGUGUAAUUUUUAAAAGUAAUUCUAUUCCUUCUUUUUUUCUUAAAUUGUAUAUUAUUGUAUUACAAUUUGCAUUCCAUAGAAUUCAAAUUGUAAUACAAUAAAAUACAAUAUAAGAAAUGAAGCAAUAGGAAUUCAAUUAAAAAUAAAAAAUGUUUAUUUAAUGUGGGCAUGAAGCUCACGGACCACUGGUGGUCUACAGACCAGUUUGGGAGCCUCUACCCUAAACAAUGGUGCAAAUGUGACCAUUAAACCAUGUUAAAUUUACAACUUGUUUCAUUCUUAUAUCCAAGCUUUGCAUCUUUGUCAGACUAUAUAAUGUGCAUGCUUUCCUUUUUUUUUUUUUACCUAUAGAGGAAAAGUCUUUAUAAAAUAUUACUACAUAGCAGCCUUCCCCAACCUGAUACCCCAGAUAUUUUGCACUACAGCACCCAUAGGCCUCAGCUGGCAUGGACAAUGCCCAGGGACAACAGCAAUUAGUCCAAGCAACAACUGGAAGGCCACAGGUUUCCCACCACACUGACAAAAUAUUGAUGCAAUGCAGAGAUUAACUGUAAGGCUAACGUGCCUUUAUUUCCAUUAUUUAAUAUUAAACGACUUAUUCUUUGAUAAACUAAAAAAAAUCCAACCUAAAUGUUAAAAAUCAUUUAAGAAAAGAUUUGUGUUCAGUCUAUGUGAUGUCACAUUUGUAUCCUUAAGUGCUACCAUGCUGGUUCAAUCAAGGUCCACCCAAGCCCAGUAUCAUGGCCCCAGAGCAGUACUCUUUGGCAACUGCAGUUCUAAGGUAGAGAUGCAUUCACAGCUUGGUCUACCCCAUAUGAGUACAAGAGCAAUAGAGCCUGCCUCCCCUGAACCCUGAGGAGACAUCUUUGUUGCCAGGCUCAGGCUAAUCCACACAAUACUUGGGAGAUCAAGAGAACGCUGAGGAGAUAUCUCCACAGACGGGAACCCCAUCACCUCAAAAAACCCAACAGCUACAGAAGAAGGCACGAGUCCUUUACGUGACUGGGAGGCAGCACUGGGGGGAUGCAGCCUCCAGCAAAUGACCAUCUAGCCUUGAUAUAAACUCAGCCAGUUGCUCAAGGACAUUGCUGAGACAACUUGGAUGUUGGACCGCAGCAGUAGUAAUGUCCAUGGUCCUGAAUCCCCACCUUGAUUUCCCUCGAAGGUGCUGAUUUGUCUAGCUAGCCUGCCAGCGUGCCUGGGAAACCAGGAACUACCAACCUCCCCUUGCUUGGGCUGUCAUCUCUCCUGGAUGGUGGGCACCCUCGUGGGUCACAACACCCAGUACUCUUUGCAAUAAUCCUGGAAGAAUCUAAGAACUUGGGUGGUGGCCCCCUAGGUGGAUCGCCAUGGAUCUCCUUCUGCAAUAGGGCUUACUCUGUAGUAAGUGUGCUUAGGACUGCAGCCUUAGUCAGCUGAAUAAAGACAUUACCAUGUUUUUAAUCUUU
Messenger RNA from Rhineura floridana, 3944 nucleotides. It is a transcript of the gene BBLN, whose product is annotated as bublin coiled coil protein. The record is from RefSeq and is a predicted model, not a curated record. Bases 126 to 383 code for a protein of 85 amino acids. NCBI's taxonomy places the organism in Eukaryota, Metazoa, Chordata, Lepidosauria, Squamata, Rhineuridae. The transcript has 2 exons.